Molecule: messenger RNA, 504 nt
Organism: Rhagoletis zephyria (snowberry fruit fly)
Lineage: Eukaryota; Metazoa; Arthropoda; Insecta; Diptera; Tephritidae
Source: RefSeq, a predicted model, not a curated record
AUGCUUUCUCUUCCUCGAUUCACCCGCUCGUUGAUGGACACGCUGGACAACGACGACUUUCUCGUCUACCCACUGGACUACCUGAUGCCCCGUGGCGGAGGAGGAGGUGGAGGACAGCUGUCCACCUUCGGCAACUCCUUCGGCCAUCAGCUGGCAGUGCCCACCAUUAAGGACAACAAGUACCAGGUGUCGCUGGACAUGCGCCACUUCGAUCCGUCGGAGAUCUCGGUGAAGAUGGACAAGGACUCGCUGCAGAUCACCGGCAAGCGCGAGAAGAAAAGCGAUGAUGGCCACUACAUUUACCGCGAGUACGUGCAGCACUUCAGCGUCCCGGAGAACGUCAAGGCGGAGGAGCUGAAGUGUCAGCUGGACAACAAGGGCUACCUGAAGAUGGAGGCCCCGCUGAAGGUGCCCCAGGUGGAGGAGAACAAGGAACGCUCGAUUCCCAUUGAAUUUGUCAAGANCUGGACAUGCGCCACUUCGAUCCGUCGGAGAUCUCGGUGA